Messenger RNA from Symbiodinium pilosum, 723 nucleotides. The record is from the annotation of a GenBank genome assembly. NCBI's taxonomy places the organism in Eukaryota, Dinophyceae, Suessiales, Symbiodiniaceae.
AUGGUCCACUCGCUCCCAUGGUGGUGUUCUGCAUGCCCAAAGUAUGGAGAUGCAGAUGACUGCGAUGUGGUGGAGUUCACUGGCGAUCCUCCACCUUCACCGGAAUUCGAGUUGCUGGAUGCUGAGAAAGAGGAGCUCCAAGUUGCCGUCGUGCGUGGAUUUCUUUCGCCCAAGGAGGUCUUGCAAGUCACCGGCAUGCGCCAGGCCUUUGCACUCAAGGAGAUAGAUGAUCGAGACGAUGAUCUGAUCUAUCGUCAUGAAGUCUGGAGGAUGGAGCAUGAGCUGAAGGAGGCCCUGCCCAAAGUCUACACCAGGCUGAUGGAUCACUGCAGGGCUCUGGACAACGAGCUCUGGUGUGAGAUUGAGGCAGACGAUCGCUUCUACCCAGAGAUCGAGUACAUUCAAUAUGAUGUGGGCAAGUUGGGCGAGCCCGGAACCAUUGAACCCCACACGGACAACGAGUCCCAGGUCACGGUCAUAGUGCUGUUGUCUCAACCGACAGAGUUCGCUGGCGGUGUGAAUCACUUUGAACCCGGCUGGAAGGGCGGCGACAGUCGCCGUGUGAAGCUGGCAGCAGGCGAUGCUGCAUUCUUCUACGGUGAUCGAUGCGAGCACUGGAUCACGCCUGUGACGUCCGGUCGAAGAACUAUUUUGCAAAUGGAGCUCAGUCGAGGGUGGCGUCACUGCUGCUUCGGACUUUGUAGCUUGUGCUGGGGCUGUUGA